AUGAAGUCUUUGGCCACCUUACUUGCCUUUGUCGCUGUUGCUUCCGCGGACCGCGUUGUCACGGUCUACAACGCAUGCCCAUUCACGAUCUGGUGGGCCUGGGGUGAAUAUCAUGCGUACCACUUUCAAGUUGAUCUGACGAAGUAUUCUGAGAUGUUCACCGACCCCCAAAGUCCCGGUGGACCACCCAACUACGUGACAGGCUGGGAAGCAGCCAAAUACACUGCCGUCACCUUCAACGUCCCCGAGCGAUGGAACGGCCGUAUCUGGGGUCGCCGUAACUGCAACUUUGCCAACGGCAAUACCGAUCCCAAUACUUCUUGCCUCGACGGCGGUUGCAAUGGUGGAUUGCGAUGUGCCCUCAAUGGCGGCACUGGCGUCCCCCCGGCUACGGUCGCCGAGUUCAAUCUGCAUGAUGCUGCUGGCCUGGAUUGGUAUGAUGUGUCUCUUGUCGAUGGCUACAACCUUCCCAUGCGGAUCUCCACUGAUGUUGGCUGCCCCGCUCCCGACUGCCCCGUCGACCUCGGGCCAAACUGUCCCACUGAACUCAAGGGUCCGUUCGACAGCGUCGGUUUCCCUGUUGGAUGCAAGACUGCUUGUACCGUUGACUCCCUCGCCGGACAUAACGCCCACAACCCGAACUGCUGCACUAACGAGUAUAACACUCCAGCUACCUGCCCUCCUUCCGGCGUGCGCCACUACGACUAUUUCAAGAGGAACUGCCCGAACUCGUAUGCUUACGCUUUCGACGAGGGCUCCGGCACCGCUCUCUGGACCUGUGCAUCUAGCCGCAACGCCCACUACACGAUCACUUUCUGCCCUUGA
Molecule: messenger RNA, 825 nt
Organism: Mycena indigotica
Lineage: Eukaryota; Fungi; Basidiomycota; Agaricomycetes; Agaricales; Mycenaceae
Exons: 9
Coding region: 1-825 (274 amino acids)
Biological process (GO): defense response
Cellular component (GO): extracellular region
Source: RefSeq, a predicted model, not a curated record